AUGGUUAUGGCCAUGCUUGGAUUCUACUUCGAAAUAUCACGUCACGACAGAGACGAACAUAUACGAGUACAUAACAGACAUAUUCGUGCAGAUAAACUGCAUCAUUUUGAAAAGAUCCGUUCUGACGCUACGCUACCUUUGCCAUACGACUAUGAAAGUGCAACACACCCAGCUUGGCAGUUCUGGAGGAGGCUUGGCAAGAGAGGAAUAUCUUCUGUCGCUACUUUUAAAGAUAAGGAUCCAGACGGAAGCAUAAUGAAAUCGUUAGGCCAACACGAGCAUCUACUAUCAAAAUACGAUAUAAUAAAAAUUAAUAGUGUUUAUGGUAUAGACUGUUUUGUAAACCAACGACGAAUGAAGAUAAAAGCGUAA
Messenger RNA from Pieris macdunnoughi, 372 nucleotides. The record is from the annotation of a GenBank genome assembly. NCBI's taxonomy places the organism in Eukaryota, Metazoa, Arthropoda, Insecta, Lepidoptera, Pieridae.